GAAAGACAAGUGUUCUCGCUCUUUCUUGGGUGCUAUGUUUCCGUGAAAGACCAAGACCGGUACUACAACAAACGACGCUAUGCUUAUUGUUCAUUUGCGCAAUGCAAUUGUUUCUCUAUCAAACAAACACCAGAACUUGAAGCAAUGGAAGCAGGUUCAAUCCAUCAUCAUCACAUCCUCUCUCUAUUCAUUCCAAGACGCCAUUUUCCUCACCAAACUCGUCCAAUGCGCUCCAUUUUCUCAAACACAAACUUCCUCUCUCCGCCUUCUACUCAACACCAUCCACACUCCCAACACUCGCUUAUUCAAUAAAGUUAUUACAUCUUUCUCUAUUAGCUCUCACCCGGAAACAACACUUCUUUGUUAUGCGAAAAUGAGAGAAAAGGGUGUAGAGCCAGAUAAACACACGUUCCCUUUGCUUCUCAAGAUGUUUUCGAAGGGUGUUAUUGUUCAUGAUCAUGACCCUUUUAUGGUUUAUGCUCAAAUUUUUAAACUUGGGUUUGAUCGUGAUCGUUUUGUUGGUAAUGCUUUGAUUUCGGCUUUUGGGUGUUCUGGGUUUAUGGAAAGUGCGUGCCGUGUGUUUGAUGAAAGUCCUGAGAAGGAUGUUGUUGCUUGGACUGCAUUGAUUAAUGGGUAUGUUAAAAAUGGUCUUCCUGGUGAGGCGUUGAAGUGUUUUGUGGAGAUGAGAUCAAAUGGUGCUGUGAUUGAUGGUGUCACUGUUGCUAGCAUUUUGCGUGCUGCUGCGAUGGUGUGUGAUGAUUAUUUUGGAAAGUGUGUUCAUGGGUUUUAUGUGGCAGCGGGGAGAGUGAGUUUGGAUGGUUCGGUUUAUUGUGCCCUUGUGGAUAUGUACUUCAAGUGCGGUCAAUGUGAAGAUGCCUGCAAAGUGUUUGAUGAGAUGCCUUACAGGGAUGUGGUUGCUUGGACAGUGCUGGUGGCUGGUUUUGUGCAAUGUAACAAGUAUCAAGAUGCACUCUGUGUCUUCCAGAGUAUGUUGUUAGAUAAUGUUAUACCGAAUGAAUUUACAUUGACUAGUGUUCUUAGUGCUUGUGCUCAUGUAGGGGCAUUGGACCAAGGAAGGUCGGUGCAUAGAUACUUAGACUGUAACAAGGUGAAGCUGAAUGUAGUUCUAGGGAUGGCAUUGGUAGAUAUGUAUGCAAAAUGUGGGUGCAUAGAUGAAGCUUUAAGGGUAUUUGAAAACUUGCAAGUCAAGAAUGUGCACACUUGGACGGCAAUGAUUAAUGGGUUAGCUGUGCAUGGGGACGCCUUAGGAGCAUUGAAUGUCUUUUCACGCAUGUUGGAAGGUGGUAUUCAACCUAAUGAAGUUACCUUCCUCGGUGUUCUUGGUGCGUGCUCUCAUGGAGGCUUUGUAGAGGAGGGCAAGCAGUUAUUUGAAUUGAUGAGACAUACUUAUCAUUUGAAGCCAAACAUGGAGCACUAUGGAUGCAUGGUUGAUCUCCUUGGUCGAGCGGGAUAUUUGGAAGAAGCAAAACAAAUUAUUGAUAAUAUGCCAAUGAAGCCUAGCCCUGGGGUCUUGGUAGCUUUAUUAGGUGCCUGCGUGAGCCACAAAGAUUUCCUAAUGGGUAAACAUAUAGGGAACAUUUUGGUUAAUCUACAGCUGAACCACAACUCUGGAUAUGCACUCCUGACAAACUUGUAUUCAAUGUGUCAAAACUGGGAAGCAGCGGCGCAGGUCAGGAAGCUCAUGAAAGGAAUGCAGGUGGAAAAGACUCCAGGAUAUAGUUGGAUAGAAGUGGCCGGCUCAGUUCACGAGUUUAAAGCAUUUGAUCAUUCACACAGCAAAUUAUCUGGUGUUUAUUUGAUGCUGGAGAAUUUAAUAUUGCAACUGAAACUGGUCGACCCAGAUCCAUGGAACGGAGACCUUGACCUUGCAUUUAACACUAACACAGGUUGAGACCAACAAGACUACAAUACCUCUAGUGAUUUAAUAUUACAGCUCUCAGUGUGUAAUUGCCUUGACUGUGAAAGAGCUAUUAUUUCAAAAGAGGAUGAGCAUGUAGAGGGUGUUGUGAACUGGCAAUGUAUGUGACUAGUUCCUAAUGAUUAAACAGCUCUGCAUUCCUAUGCAUCUGGCUAGUUGCAUCUGAGCAGUUGGCUGAAAUUCGCUUGUACAGUUAAAAGUAACAUUAAUGACUGAUUCACAUUAAGUGUCCCUGAUCUUUUGCAUAACUUCUUGUGAGAUUUUGAAGCCAGAAAUCAUCAAGCUAAUCAACCCUUAACUCACCCCGAAGGAAGUUAUAGUUAAAUGUUUUGGUGUGAAACCUGUGUGUUCUCUUUAUCAUCAAGCCAAACUAGAAUAAAAUUGUAUUUGAUCCUUUCUUGAGAUUUGGCUCCAAGAAUAUCGCGGAACAUGCUUUAUUCAUUAUCGCAGUUCAAGUAUGUCUUCUAUUUUCUGGUAUGGAAAUCUUCCCUGUCUCUGACAUCUCAUUCUGCAUGGUUGUGUUUGCAUGUUGAUUUCAGCGUAUCAUAAAUGACUAGCAGAAAUGACAGGUGGUUUCCAAAAGGCAAUGUUCUUAUCUGUCUCCUCUAUCGUGAAGAUGCGAUUCAGGAUUAAAAAGAUGAAACACUUAACAAUAAGAGCUAUUAUGUAAUCAUGUCAUGUUGAGUAGUAUUAGAACUUAGAAGAUAUGAAAAUAUCUUAUAUCUUAAUAUUAUCUUAGAGUAUCUUUGAUUAUACUGUAGGAUUGAUUUCUGAGAUUAGAUUAUCUAAGACUAAUUUCAUAUUUUGUUUGUAGUAAUUAUCGUUAUUUGUUUCUCUAUUUAAUUAGGAUUUUGAGUCUUGUAUUGGUAUACAUAAGAGUUAGUAUGUAGUCAUGCUAUAUCAUCAAAUAAUUAUCAACCAUAUUAAAGCAUAAUUAUAUUUCAAAGUUUAUUAUUUCUCCCAACUUAACAAAGAGGUAAGGAUGCUGUCAGUUUCAACCCUAUAUUAUUUGUAUUGAUGGGUUAACUAAAAGUAUCUAAAGCUGUGUUUACUUUUAGAUACUCAAUGAUAUUUUCGGAGAUGUAUAUCUGAAAAUAUCUAGCGGAAAAUUGAAUAUAUGACCAUCUUGCAUGAUCAUCUUCCUCACUCUUCAAACUCUUCAAACUCCUCCAUUACAAGAAAACCCUUGAAAAAAACUCAUUAUCAAUCAACUUUUCGAUUCCACACUAGAUUUCAUGCAUUUUAUCACAUCAAAGAGAGCAUAAUAAGUUACAAUUUAAGGUAAAGUUCUCUCAUUUCAUCCCUCAUUGCUUGCAUUGAUCUUCAAUUUGUGCUGAAAAAAUGUUCGCUUUGUCUGUAAAUAAAUAUCUGAACUCACCUACAUUCUCAAGAGGAUUGGGCAUUGUUGCUUAAAGCUAGAGCUUUGAAGAAUGGGAUCCCAUGUAAGUACCACAUUCAUUCUUUCAUCUGGUGCAACUUAAAGAAAGAGUUUGAGGUUAUAAUGUCUAAUUCUUCCAGUCUGAUUGGCAAUGGUUAUUUAACCCACUUCUAGUUGGACUCUUUGUGUGGGCCCCCAUUGAUUAAUCAUAUUCAUAAUCAUAUGCAGAUUUCCAUCAAUACUAAGUAUGAUGAUUUUAUUGUGGAUAGGGCCUGGAGUUUUCCUGAAACCAUUUUGAAUUUGGUACUUGACCUAUUUCAUCUUUCCAGCAAGGUAAUUAUUCCCAUUGAUCAUACUAAGGAUGCUAGAGUUGGGAAUCACAACUCUUUAGGACAUCUUACUAUGAAAGAAGCUUAUCUGUUCAAAGAUGGUCCAACCAAUCUCAUUCCCUAGCUCAAGCAUGUUUGGAAUAUCGACAUUUCCCCUUCAAAGGCUUUUAUGGUUUGGAGACUUUUCCAUAAUAAAAUGUCGACUGAUGACAAUCUAAGUAAGGUGGAGUCCCUAGUGUAAGGUGGUUAUUCAAGCGGACAUUGUGUCAAUUAUUAACUACAUUUGGUUUUCCAGAAACUCUUGCAAUUUUGAAGACAAGCAUAUCAAUUGGGACAAAAAUCUAAAUUGGAUCAAGACUGAGUUAAGGUCAUUACUGAGUUGUCAAAAUGUGUUUUUUGGGCUUGGAGACUCACACCCCGUUGGUUUGGAACAAUGUUCCUCCCUUAUUGAUCCCUCUUGUAAUUUAUGAUAAGUUAGACCUACCUAAUUUUAGGUUUUGUUCUAUUGUGAAGCAAGUUCUUUGUCUUCUUUUUUAUUUAUGAAAGUUCUUGCUUAAAAUAAAUAAAUACUCUUAACACAUUUUUAAAUUUUUAAAUACGAUGCAAGUUUGAAAUUGUUCUAAAUAAUACACACAUAUUUAACAUAACACAAAUUAAUAGAAUAAAAAUUAUGAAGUAAACAAUGAAAUAAUUAAAUAUUACUAAAUUAAUUAUAUUGAUUGAAAAGAUAAAAAGAGAUAAAAGU
Molecule: messenger RNA, 4391 nt
Organism: Vicia villosa (hairy vetch)
Lineage: Eukaryota; Viridiplantae; Streptophyta; Magnoliopsida; Fabales; Fabaceae
Product: pentatricopeptide repeat-containing protein At1g50270
Exons: 2
Coding region: 80-1912 (610 amino acids)
Biological process (GO): RNA modification
Molecular function (GO): protein binding; RNA binding
Source: RefSeq, a predicted model, not a curated record